Messenger RNA from Tripterygium wilfordii, 1180 nucleotides. RefSeq names its product 14-3-3-like protein. The transcript is spliced from 4 exons. Lineage: Eukaryota; Viridiplantae; Streptophyta; Magnoliopsida; Celastrales; Celastraceae. The record is from RefSeq and is a predicted model, not a curated record. Gene Ontology annotation, cellular component: cytoplasm. Bases 143 to 925 code for a protein of 260 amino acids. Gene Ontology annotation, biological process: signal transduction.
CCUACACUAGCAUCCCCCCAAAUUAGCAUUUCCUCUAACCUCUUUCUCUUCUCUAAUCUCACUCGCACAGUCUUUCUCCCUCAGAUCUAAUCUCUCCCUCUCUCUCUCUGUCUCUCGAUUUUUGAUUCUUCACAUUUUAGCAAUGGCGGUAGCACCUUCACCACGCGAGGAGAACGUGUACAUGGCUAAGCUGGCGGAGCAGGCCGAGCGGUACGAGGAGAUGGUUGAGUUCAUGGAGAAGGUGUCGGCAUCGGUCGACAACGAGGAGCUGACCGUUGAGGAGAGGAAUCUUCUCUCUGUUGCUUACAAGAACGUGAUCGGUGCUCGUAGGGCUUCCUGGCGCAUCAUCUCAUCCAUCGAGCAGAAGGAGGAGAGCAGGGGCAACGAGGACCAUGUCUCUACUAUUCGAGACUACAGAUCCAAGAUCGAGAAUGAGCUAUCCAACAUCUGCGAUGGCAUACUCAAGCUCCUUGACACCAGGCUCAUCCCAUCCGCCUCUUCUGGUGAUUCCAAGGUCUUCUAUCUCAAGAUGAAGGGAGACUACCACAGGUACCUCGCUGAGUUCAAGACUGGUGCUGAGCGCAAGGAGGCGGCCGAGAGCACCCUCACUGCCUACAAAGCUGCUCAGGAUAUUGCAAAUGCCGAACUGGCUCCAACUCACCCGAUCCGUUUGGGACUGGCUCUGAACUUCUCUGUCUUCUACUAUGAGAUUCUGAAUUCUCCUGACCGUGCCUGCAAUCUGGCCAAGCAGGCUUUUGACGAAGCUAUUGCCGAAUUGGAUACCUUGGGUGAGGAAUCAUACAAGGAUAGCACUUUGAUCAUGCAGCUUCUGCGUGACAAUCUUACCCUAUGGACCUCUGAUAUGCAGGAUGAUGGAGCUGAUGAGAUUAAAGAAGCACCCAAGCGCGAUGAAGAUCAGCAGUGAUGCAACUCAAUCAACUGCAAAACUUCUCCUUAAUAUGUUUUUAAUGGGAGAAGGUGCUUGUUUGCCAAUUUAUCUACUAUUUUUAGCCAUUCUUGUUUGGUUAUGAAUCAAUGGAUGUACUGAGCCAGCUUUCUUUUUCUAGUUUGUUUUAUCAAUUUAAGUGUUUCUGAAUGAGCCUUCAUUUGUGAUGAUAUCCAAGCUGUUGCAUUGGGCAUUGAAUUCCUCUAAUUCAAUUAGCCAGCUACCUAGCCUUUU